AUGACUAUCCGUCCCUCUGCUCGUCUUCUGCAUCAUCCCUCUAUUAUUGAGGCCCUUGUCAGGAGUCUUCAACUCAAUAUCGCCGAAUUCUCAUUUGGUGGCUCUGGCCUUUCGUUCCCUGGUGUUGGCUCGCAAAUACCUAACGAACGUGAUCAAACCCGCGACAUUGGCCAACAAGAGCAGAAAGAUGAAACAUAUAUUCAUCAGGGAUUCGUUAUUGGCGCCUUCCUGGCGAUCUUCUUCGCCCAGGUUGGUGUUAACUUCUUGCAUGCUGUUCGAACGGGAAGACGAAGACGACGGUUUCUUGAAAUGCAGUUUCCGCAACCCUUACCCCAGCGGGAUCCGGAGCAAGACCGUGGCUUGAAUAUAGAGCCUGAGAUAAAUACGAAUGCUGCAGAGGAUAGUACACGAGAUGAUGCGGAGGGACGCCCCGUCACAGGAUUCGCUCCUGAUGUUGGAUAG
Molecule: messenger RNA, 462 nt
Organism: Penicillium concentricum
Lineage: Eukaryota; Fungi; Ascomycota; Eurotiomycetes; Eurotiales; Aspergillaceae
Exons: 2
Coding region: 1-462 (153 amino acids)
Source: RefSeq, a predicted model, not a curated record